GUCAAUAAAGAUAUUCAAAUAAGGCUGCGCGACAGUUAUGGCGGCUCCCAUGUCCUGGAGGAGGCUGGUACACUCAGUCUAUUCUCCGGCUAUCGCCGGAGUUUUUACCCGCAUGUCAGACCGGCUGUUCCGCGUGAGGGACAGACGAAGGGGGUCUUCGGUGCUCCUUCUGGCUCCUCUGCUCGCCGAGACAGACACGGCUCCACGCCGCGUUUCAAGGCCCACCGGGUCAGCCGGAGCUCAGGGCACAGACGGCCUCUGCUCUCACUUUCGAUGGAUGGCAGAGCAGGCUCCUGCCUUCCGGGUCCCUGGGACCCACAUCCAGAUUCUGACCUCCCCUGAGCAGUUCUACCAGGCCAUGAAGUCACGCAUCAAAACAGCGCAGAAGCGAGUGGUUAUGGCAUCGCUGUAUUUAGGAACGGGUCGGAUGGAGCAGGAACUGGUGGACUGCAUAGAAGAAGCUCUGGAACGCUCAGAGGAAAACGCUCACUCCCCUGGCCUAAAAGUCUCCAUAUUGCUGGACUACACCCGCGGGUCACGAGGGCAGGUUAACUCGAGGACCAUGCUGCUGCCUCUGCUGCAGCGCUUCACGUCGCAGAUGCGGGUCUCUCUGUACCACACCCCCGACCUGAGGGGCCUGCUGAGGAUGCUGGUCCCUCAGCGCUUCAACGAGACCAUCGGAGUCCAGCACAUCAAAGUUUACCUCUUUGACGACAGUAUUAUCAUUAGUGGGGCCAAUCUUAGCGACUCGUAUUUCACAAACCGACAGGAUCGGUACGUUCUGCUGGAGAACUGCAGCGAGGUCGCCGACUUCUUCUCUGAUCUGGUGGAGGCUGUUGGGGACGUCUCCCUGCAGCUCCAGCCGGACGACUCGGUCACCAUGCUGGAGGGCAUGGUCCACCCUUACAAAGGCAACCGGCAGGCUUUCUCGGCAGCGGCGAGGAAGCGGAUCAUGGAGGUGGUGAACGCGGCCCGCAUGAGGCAGCAGCUGCUGCACUCUGAGGACUCUGGGGAUUCGGGGGACGUAAGCGAAGGAGAGGAGGACACCUGGGUGUUUCCUCUAGUGCAAAUGAAACCUCUGGGCAUUCAGGUGGACGAGCAGGUCACACAGCGGUUACUGACAAGCACUUCCUCGGACUCGACCGUGUUUCUGACAUCGGGUUACUUCAAUCUGACCCGGACGUACAUGAGGCUGGUGCUCGGCGCCGGAGCCAACUACCGCAUCCUCACCGCUUCCCCGGAGGUCAACGGGUUCUUCGGGGCCAAGGGCGUGGCCGGAGCAAUCCCCGCGGCGUACAUACACAUCGCCAGGCAGUUCUACCAGCAGGUGUGCCACCUGGGUCAGCAGGAGAGAGUGCACCUGCAUGAGUACCACAGACCACGGUGGACCUUCCACGCCAAAGGUCUGUGGUAUUACCUCCACGGGCAAGAUCAGCCUUGCCUGACUCUAAUUGGCUCCCCUAAUUUCGGUUACCGCUCAGUUCACCGCGACCUGGAGGCCCAGAUCGCCAUAGUAACGGAGAACGAGGAGCUGCAGAGGCGACUGCAGGAGGAGCAGGAGAUGUUGUACCGGCGCUCCACGGAGGUGUCCAACUCCACGUUUGAGCAGCCGGACCGAUACGUCAAGCUAUGGGUCAAACUGGUCACCCCACUCAUCAAGAAUUUCUUUUGAGUCUGGAAGGCGGUUUGUUAGACGAGACGUCUCGAUGCCGGCUGCAAAAGAGAUCCUGCGUCGCUGGAGUACGGUCAGCAUGCUGCAUCUUCAUCUCUUCAAACGCUCUCAUGAAAUGCCGCAAAACGAGCACAAUCACGCACACAGAAGAGCAGGUAUAUGCUGACGUGAGAGGUUUUCUAACUCCCGGGUGUCUGUUGUGUAUAUUAAUAGCAGACCUCAUCAUUCUGUGGACUUCUGGUCCUAAAGUGGUUUAAUUCCAGUUAUUUCAAACGUCUACGUCUUUGUUUUUCCGUUAACACUCCCGCACACAAGCAGGGGUUGCAUGAAUUUUCUCUAAGCUGAAUUGAACAGAGUUUGGAAUUUGAUGCAACAAAGUCUCAGCUCCACUCCGCUAAAAGACCUGUGUACAGAUGGACUUUAAGUUUGUAAAUUAAAAGGAGGUUUAAAAGUAA
Oryzias melastigma (Indian medaka) is the source of this 2127-nucleotide messenger RNA. RefSeq names its product CDP-diacylglycerol--glycerol-3-phosphate 3-phosphatidyltransferase, mitochondrial. Gene Ontology annotation, cellular component: mitochondrion. The coding region runs from base 38 to 1672 and encodes 544 amino acids. Gene Ontology annotation, biological process: cardiolipin biosynthetic process. The transcript is spliced from 11 exons. The record is from RefSeq and is a predicted model, not a curated record. NCBI's taxonomy places the organism in Eukaryota, Metazoa, Chordata, Actinopteri, Beloniformes, Adrianichthyidae. Gene Ontology annotation, molecular function: CDP-diacylglycerol-glycerol-3-phosphate 3-phosphatidyltransferase activity.